Messenger RNA from Penicillium daleae, 1023 nucleotides. RefSeq lists its product as uncharacterized. The coding region runs from base 1 to 1023 and encodes 340 amino acids. The transcript is spliced from 3 exons. Gene Ontology annotation, biological process: pyrimidine nucleotide-sugar transmembrane transport. The record is from RefSeq and is a predicted model, not a curated record. Gene Ontology annotation, molecular function: UDP-galactose transmembrane transporter activity. Gene Ontology annotation, cellular component: Golgi membrane. NCBI's taxonomy places the organism in Eukaryota, Fungi, Ascomycota, Eurotiomycetes, Eurotiales, Aspergillaceae.
AUGCAAUCACACGGUGCGAAGCGUGUGGAAGGGUGGUGGUUUCCCCUCCAGUCCAAUCAAGAUGUCAAAUUAUGGACAUACAUAAGUCUCAUUUUUUUGCAACAUACACUUCAGUCGCAGCCAGUCACGAAUCAUGACAGGUUUGAGCCUUUAUCAGGCAUCAUCUUGAUUGAAAUAUCGAAGUUCACUAUCUCCACAAUUUAUGUCAUGCACUCCGACACGGCCCCGUCGCUGCGAAAGACUGUCCGAGGCACACUACUUGGUGCUUCUAAUGAUACUACCGUGUCAGCGGUACUUUUUACUGCCGCAACCAUUUUACAGAGUGUGGGGGCUCAUUAUCUUGACCUCAUUCCCUACCUUGUUUUGUCCCAGCUAAAGACUCUCGUCACCCCCAUUUUUGCGAGAUUCAUAUUAAACCAGAGAUAUCCUCCCAGGAACUGGAUAUUUAUUGCCAUGAUGGCACUUGGCAUUGUUCUGGCCCAGCUUGGAUCUGGCUCGGACAAAUCAAAUCUGAAGGGGUUAAAGACUCAGACCAUGGUAUAUGGAGCAAUUGCAAUGCUACUAGCAGGAGUUUGCGUUGCUCUGGGUAGCCUAUGCAUUGAGAGAACCAUGAAGCGAUCCGGUCUGCUUUUCCUCUGCAACGCUCAACUAGCGGCUUACAGCUCCUCCUUUGCACUCAUCUACUUCUGCUGGCUUACAAAAUUCAGUUUUGGGCAGUUUUUCCGAGGAUUUGAUAUGCUUGUUUGGAUAUACCUUGCCCUCCAAAUUUCCGGAGGCUUUCUCGUUGCGUGGUGCGUUCAGAUGACGAGCACAGUAACCAAAAACUAUGCUCAGGGUCUGGGAUUUGUCUUGGCUGUCGUGGUGCCUCGAUUAGUGACCAACCAACAUAUCAGUCUCGAGCUGCUGGCCGGAGUUGGUCUCGUCUUGAUCUCUGUACUUGGGUCGACAUCUUCCAACCAAAGAAAACCGGCUAUGGAGGAAAUCAAUGAAAAAGGAAAUGACUUGGAUAUGGGCGAAGUGUGA